Molecule: messenger RNA, 2247 nt
Organism: Trypanosoma rangeli
Lineage: Eukaryota; Euglenozoa; Kinetoplastea; Trypanosomatida; Trypanosomatidae
Product: histone acetyltransferase-like protein
Exons: 1
Coding region: 1-2247 (748 amino acids)
Biological process (GO): tRNA wobble base 5-methoxycarbonylmethyl-2-thiouridinylation
Cellular component (GO): nucleus; elongator holoenzyme complex; cytoplasm
Molecular function (GO): iron-sulfur cluster binding; catalytic activity
Source: RefSeq, a predicted model, not a curated record
AUGUUGCGCAGCCGGGCGCUGUAUGUGAAGGCCGGUGCAAGGCGGGGGAAAACAACCGACAAAAAAAAGUCCCGUGAUAACACGCCUCAUCCUCCGCUUUUUCUAUCCCCUUCUCCAUUUGGUUUCGACCUCUGCUGCAGCUUGCGCUACAGGGUUCAGUGGCGCUGUCACGCGCCGCUAAACGAGGGAAGGGGGACAAUGUCGUGCUCAUGCACCAACGGCGGCGGCGACGACGACGAGAUGUUCACCGGGCCGUACAGGCCGGACCUGGCGAAGGUGCAGGCGAAGCUGCGCAACCUGCCGACGCUGGAGCGUCUGCUGGCAGAAAAAGACCCCAAUGCAUAUGCCGACCAACAAAUAGAGGCCGCCAUGGUUUUCAUCGAGGCCGUUGCGCAGGCGCAACCAUCGUCUGCGCAGCAGAUUGAGCAGCACCUGCGGAAGCUUAUGAAGAAGCACCGCAUGGUGGUGAAAAAGUCACUGCUACUCGCGGCCUAUCGCAGAUGGCUGCAAGCCGAGACGGGGCGCAGCGGCAACGCGGUGUUGGAGCGCUAUCUUGUCUUCAAAACGCCCAGAAGUCAGUCGGGCGUCCUCGUUGUUACUGUCUUCACCUCACCGUACCCAGAGGGGCAAAAGUUCAGCUGCAAGUGGAACUGCUACUAUUGCCCAAAUGAGCCAGGAAACCCACGCAGUUAUUUGCUCAACGAGCCUGGGGUACGCCGCGCCAACCGGCUCGCGUUUGACGCCUACACGCAAUUCCAGGACCGCGUGAGGUCGCUUGUGGCGAUUGGACACCCAGCCGACAAGGUGGAGCUGCUCGUCCUCGGUGGGACGUGGGAGAGCUACCCGCUCACGUACCGUGAGUCGUUUAUUCGUGACCUCUUUUACGCCGCGAACACCAUGCCUGAGGGCAGCGAGGGCGGUGAUGACAGCAGUGGUAAUGCCGAGGCAUCGCAGGCGCAUCCUAUACGGCCUCCACUGGACCUGAUGCAGGAGCAGAUGCUUAACGAAUCCGCCAGGUGUAAGGUCAUUGGCGUCACGCUGGAAACGCGACCGGAUACGGUAAACGAAGAAAUGCUGCAGCAGUUACGGCGAUUUGGAUGUACGCGGGUUCAGCUUGGCGUGCAGCACACUGAUGAUGCUGUGCUGCUGGCGGUCAAUCGACAGUCCACACGGGAGCAGGCGGUGCGUGCCAUCAAGCUUCUCAAGGACAGCUGUUUUAAGGUCGACAUUCAUCUCAUGCCAGACUUACCAGGUUCAACGCCAGCGGGGGAUAAAGCGAUGUUUGAUGAUGUUCUCUACUCACCCGAUCUGCAGGCUGAUCAGUGGAAGAUUUACCCCUGUCAGACAACGCCCUUUACAGUGAUUGAGCAGUGGUUCAAGGAGGGGAAGUAUCAACCCUACGGUCUGGACAACCUCAUUGAGGUCAUACUGCACGCAAAGCGUCGGGUACAGCCGUGGGUGCGUCUAAACCGCGUCAUACGCGACAUUCCACAUGACUACAUUCUUGGCGGUGUGGAGGUGUCUAACCUGCGGCAACUGCUUGCGGCACAGCUUCAGCGGGAGGGCUCACGCUGCCAGUGCAUUCGCUGUCGCGAGGUCAAGACAGACGCGGCGGCCGCACACAAACUUGAGGAGGCGAUGCUGGUGGAGCGCCGCUAUGCCGCCAGUGAGGGGGAAGAAGUCUUCGUGUCGUAUGAGACCAUGGAUGGCUUGACGCUUUUUGGCUUUCUGCGUCUUCGGCUGCACAUUCAAAACUGGGUAACUCCAUUUGACGAGCUGCGCUUGUGUGCGCUGAUUCGCGAGCUGCACGUGUAUGGGCGACUGGUACCAACACACACGAAGGGUGACGCGGCAAAAACCCAGCACCGUGGCGUGGGAUCGUUGCUGUUGGAGCGGGCCGAGAGCAUCGCACGCGCGGCGGGGUAUAGCAAGAUCGCCGUCAUCAGUGGUGUCGGGGUGCGCAACUACUACCGCCGCAAAGGGUACGUUAUGGUGUCGCGCCCAAGCUGUGGGGCCUUUCUUAUGAAGGAGCUACAGGUAAUAACUAAUGCAGAGGAUAAGCGGGAGGUGGCGGCGGCGCAUGCACGCGAAGAGGGCCGGCGAGAGGGUGGCGAAGGCGCAACGGAGGUGGAACCCACCACCACGUUGCAUACGGAAGAAGCGGAGGUGCGCAGCGCCGGUGGCUGGUGGCGGCGGUACAUUAAUGCCCUCCUGGGCCGUUGGAAGCGACCACGGGAGGCGGAGUGA